ACAACACACAGUUACAACUUACAACUUGAAUGUGAAACCAAUUUCUAUAUCUUUCUUUCUUUCUUUCUUUAUUUAUUUAUUCAUAACACAUCACUGAAGCACCAGGUGGCGCAGCCAAAGCAGAAGAGGGGAAGUGAAGCUCAACCACCUCUCUCCCACCAGAGUGAGAGAUAAUGGGUCAGAGCCUCAGUUGCAGUGCCACCCAUGACCGUGCCCUCUUCACUGCCGUCCAGCAAGGUGACCUUCAAAUUCUCUCUUCUCUGUUAGAGGCUCAUCCAUCUCUUUUGCACCAAACAACUCUCUAUGAUCGCCACUCUGCUCUUCAUCUUGCCGCAGCCAAUGGCCAGAUCCAGAUUUUGUCUCGGCUUUUAGAUGGAUCUGUUAACCCAGAUGUUUUAAAUCGCCAAAAACAGACUCCUCUUAUGUUGGCAGCAAUGCACGGGAAUAUAGCUUGUGUGGAGAAGCUCCUUGAAGCUGGAGCUAAUGUGUUGAUGUUUGAUACAGUUUAUGGAAGAACCUGCUUGCACUAUGCUGCCUACUAUGGUCAUUCUUCUUGCCUCAAGGCUAUUCUUUCUUCUGCUCAAUCUAGUCCAGUGGCUGCUUCUUGGGGAUUUGCUCGGUUUGUGAAUGUUAGAGAUGGAAAGGGUGCAACGCCAUUGCAUUUGGCAGCUCGUCAAAGAAGGUCUGAAUGCGUGCAUAUUUUAUUGGAUAGUGGAGCUCUUGUUUGUGCUUCAACUGGUGGAUAUGGCUGUUCUGGGAGCACUCCCCUGCAUCUAGCAGCUAGAGGGGGAUCACUGGAUUGUAUUCGUGAGUUGUUGGCAUGGGGUGGUGAUCGUCUUCAACGUGAUGCAUCUGGGCGAAUACCAUACAUGGUUGCUCUGAAACACAAACAUGGAGCGUGUGCUUCGUUAUUAAAUCCUACAUCUGCCGAACCUCUUGUUUGGCCAUCUCCAUUGAAGUUCAUUAGUGAGCUUAAUCCAGAAGCCAAAGCUUUAUUAGAACAGGCCUUGAUGGAUGCAAACAGAGAAAGGGAGAAAAACAUAUUGAAAGGGAGUUCUUACUCUGUUUCAUCUCCAUCACAUUCUGAUGGUGUAGCUGACAAUAUGUCUGAGGUUAGUGAGUCGGAAUUAUGCUGCAUCUGUUUUGAACAAGUAUGCACAAUUGAAGUUCAAAACUGUGGCCACCAGAUGUGUGCACAAUGCACACUUGCCCUAUGUUGCCACAACAAGCCCAACCCUUCCACUUCCUGUCUUACUCCACCAGUUUGUCCCUUUUGUCGGAGUGCCAUAACAAGACUCAUGGUUGUGAAGAUUGAACGGCACGAUGAAACAGAUCAGGACAGUGUUGACAUGAAUUGCUCUAAGCUAAGCAAGUCAAGGAGGUUCAGAAACUUGAAUGACAGUGGAAGCAGCAGCUUCAAGGGAUUGUCGAGUGUAAAUUCAUUCAGUAAGUUGGGUGGCCGCAGCUCUGGAAGGAUUGCUGCUGAGUGGACUGAUAAACAGUGAUGGCAUUGGCAUCUACUUGUGGUAAUGAGUGAUUAUUAUUCUAUAUUGGCAGGAUAAGGUAACUAGGUGCUUAACCGGCAAGGCAAAAUCAAAGUUAAAAAGUGAAGGAAUAUAAUGUAAUUUUGGGAAAUAAGCAAAGGGAGUUGAAGUGAAGUUCGCGGUAGGUACCAAGUGUUGUUGGGAUAAAGAGAAGGGGAUGUCAUGUUGUUGUAGUAUUAUUAUUACUUGAGAAUGAAGAAGCAUCACCUGAGUCGAUGAUUUUGGGCAUCACCAAUAAUUUUAUUUUAAUAUUCGUAAACCGGUAAAGUGAGAAUAAUAAUCUCUAGAAAGUACAAGUAAAUAUAUAUUAUGGGAAAAUGUAUUGCUUAUUUGCAUUUGGUUUAUUUCUUUGUACUCAUAUGAUAUGAGCAAUAAGAUACAAAAGAGAAAGACAUGGCCUGCUGUUGCUUGUCAUGUGAUCGUGUCUCAGUUUGUAGAAUAGUUUGUGCACUUAUUAGGAGCAUCAUUUGUU
Messenger RNA from Abrus precatorius (Indian licorice), 2016 nucleotides. Its product is annotated as putative E3 ubiquitin-protein ligase XBAT31. The record is from RefSeq and is a predicted model, not a curated record. Lineage: Eukaryota; Viridiplantae; Streptophyta; Magnoliopsida; Fabales; Fabaceae. Gene Ontology annotation, molecular function: protein binding. The coding region runs from base 174 to 1505 and encodes 443 amino acids. The transcript has 8 exons.